Molecule: messenger RNA, 1424 nt
Organism: Xenopus laevis (African clawed frog)
Lineage: Eukaryota; Metazoa; Chordata; Amphibia; Anura; Pipidae
Exons: 8
Coding region: 284-1078 (264 amino acids)
Source: RefSeq, a predicted model, not a curated record
UCAAUACUACAAGAAUGAAAUCAUUGUAAUAUUACAUAACAGCUAUAUAAGUUUCUCCCUCUUUAAGGCACCAGGGAAGGAUUGCAUAGAGCAUGCCUUGUUCUGCGCAUCCUUUUAUGAAGUCAGCAGCUAUUGGUUGGCUCUAGUUCUGCAUCAUGCUCACUUACUAGAGCAUCCUCACAAGCAGAAAUAAAUCUGGUAUCGUUCCUUCUGGGCUGCCUACAUACCCUGGAGCUGAUGGCAAAAUAUUCCUUGUCGUCGUAGUGUGUGUGGACGUCUAAGGAUGGCAGCUGUAAGCCAAUCCCAGCCUGUGCGCCAGCCCUGCAUCUACCAUUCAUGCUAUAAAGUGGUUAUCAACUUAAAGAAACCAUUGCAACCAAUCCAAAUGAACAGCAAGCAGGUGGCACUGGAAAUGUUUUCACUGUGUUCACAGCUAGAUGUUCUCAUCAAAGGAGAAGUAAAACAAAUACAGGAGCAGUUUGCAGAUGACGUGAGUCAUGACGUGAGCCUUGGGGAGUAUGCUACAUUGCACACACUGGGGACAGAGAUUGUGGAAAGAAUGAAAGAAUGUUUAGCAAAUUUACCAGAACCAAUUCCAUGCUUAGAGGACUAUCUUGAUACUUCAGGCUUAUCAAUGCUUUUUCCAAGGGUUGAAAUAUACAUCAUACAUGAAAGGCCAGUUGAUAUGUUGGAAAAACCUCCAAUGGAUGAAUACUACAUUCACAUAGGAAAACUGAAUCAGCUUUUGGUCCUUAGCCAGCAAUUGGAAGAUGAUGUGAAGCACUUAGGAAGCCAUAAAUAUGUUGCUCAUCAGUUGUCAGUUCUCUACAAAGUUCUCAGUUAUUUCAGUGGAUACCCAUCUUUGGAUCUUCCGAAGCGAGAUAUUGAAGCCAAUUUUAAAUUCGUGAAAUCUGCUCUAGCUACAAUUGAUGGAUCAAGACAAGAGCCUGUUUUACCUGCACAGCUUUUGACAUGGCUCCUGGAAUUGACACAAACAAUUAUUACUACAGUAUCCUCACUCCCUGAAGAACUGACUGGGGAAAUAAUGCCAGUGCUGGCAUAUUCUUUAUUGCAGUGAUUUUUGUCAGACAACAAAAAGAAACAGUGCAUAUAUACUGGCUCCAAUACACUUAACGAGAUACUUAUGCCUUAGUACCGACUAGUAACAGUCGUCUCUCCACGAACACAACCCUGUGACAAUAAUAUAAAUGUAUAUAUAACAUAUGUUGGCUCAUUUUGUGAAUGUUUAUUGGGGUCAUAUGUUCUUUUGUCAGAAGACAUAUUCCUGUCUCUGAAUAAGUGCCAUGCUAUUCCCAUGGUAAAGAAGGAGAAGAAUAGCUUUCUUAUAAAGGUAUUGGAUCCAUUAUACGGAAACCCUUUAUUCAAAAAUCUCCGAAUUACAGAAAGACUUUCUCCCAAAGACU